Homarus americanus (American lobster) is the source of this 1773-nucleotide messenger RNA. RefSeq lists its product as uncharacterized. Bases 121 to 1773 code for a protein of 550 amino acids. Lineage: Eukaryota; Metazoa; Arthropoda; Malacostraca; Decapoda; Nephropidae. The transcript has 15 exons. The record is from RefSeq and is a predicted model, not a curated record.
CAGCUGUGGCAAGGAGAUGGUCGUGCUUCGGGUCGACGUCUGACUUUGUGUAGCUAAACGCCCACACACCCGCUCGGACGCCCACACACCCACAGAAACUCUUCAUACGCGUCUUGUACCAUGGGUUGGCCUCCUCCUCCAGGGCUCUUGGUCAUCACAGUGACGCUGCUGGGGUGGUGUACAGUGGAGGUAGUAGGUGUAGGGUGUGGGGUGCCUGAGGGUGACCAUGAGCGUGUUACCACCGGACUCGGCGUCACCCUCUACACCUGCAAUAAACCGGAUAUAGAGACUUGGACUACGGGUGACCGAGUCCUCACCAGCAUGUGUCAGGAAACUAUGAUGGCCUCUUGUGUUGAACAUGAGAUGCAGGCUCCUUGUGAAGGACCUCCGCCACCGCCUCCAGCCUAUUCAGUGGUGGUGGAGGACUUGGGAUACUCCACGUUUUACGGGUGUGAGGCAGGGAAGAAGUGGCUGUCAGGCUACCCAGGUCAGCUGUCUCAAUGUAUCAACGGACAAUGGACCUCCAUCAUAGACCAGUGUGAGGAAGAGUGUGAAAUACCCAGGGACUGCUCAGAGGCGACUCAGUACGGCUUCACCACCUCCGGCCUCUACUCGGUGUUGGCCUCAGGUGACCGCAAUGACUCAUCUGUGCAAGUAUAUUGCCUCCUGGCCAACAGUACUGGUGACUCAGGGUGGACGCUUGUACUCAAUGUCACCGCCAAUCCUCUCGCACCCACACCUCUAUAUAACUACCAGCUGAGCAUCAAAGACCCUCAACAACCAAAUUACUUCAUAGGAUGGAACAACCUGUUAGCUCUACACCAAACCAACCGUACACAGGUAUACAUGUUCUUGUUGACAAUGGCGACUGGUGAGAAGCGCUGGGCCGUGUAUGAUGAUGUUAUGGUUUCAGCGAACCUUACUCUCGUCUCUACUGGGUUAUACCACGGCGAUGCUGGCGACAUUCUCACCACCAGCGUCUCGUCAAGUGUGGGGCCAAAUUCCCUGUGGUGGCAGUGUGUGGUGGAGCCAUGUGCCACUUUUGAUAUGAGUAAAAUCACCUGGACUCCCUUGAUUGGAGAAACCGUAAAGAAAGUUCAGCUUUACGUCCGUCCCCGAAACUACGAUAUUGGUGUGUCGUGUAGGACUGAGAUCGGCUUAGACCCCCUAGAGAUGUCUACCUUUACCUACAAUAUGACGAUGAGUCGAGGUGUGGGGACGACCUUCUCCUACAUGUGUCAGGGGGACCUGAGGGAGGGUGUCGUGGGAGGAGGGUCGAGGACAGUGAGUGGUACGUCACAGUGUCUCGACACUUUGGUCUGGGAUUUCCUGCCUCAAUUACCGUGUACAGCUUAUGUGGAGUGUACUGUAGGUUACUUCAAGACCUCUGCUGGAACCUGUCUAAAAUUCUCCUCCCAAGACCUUAGUUUUGGGAUGGUCACCGCUUCUCUCGUAUGUAGCCAAGAAGGAGACUCACUUGCUCGUAUCUACAACGAGACCGACCUCUCCACAGCUGUCCUUGGCAACUUCUACUACACCGCCCAUAUCUUCAAUGGGACGACUGUUUCUCCCGCGCCUCCACCAAUAGCAUGCGCCGCAGGGGAGACUUGUAUCGUAGACGCAACCCUGCCCUGCCUAGCUAUGGGUCUGGACGCUCAGGGCCUUGCCGUGGCUAGGGCCCAGGACUGCUUACGGGAUGACACCUACGCCCUGUGUAUGAAUCCAGGAUACUGCCCGGAGACAUACACACUAAAAUUAAGGGGUUUCACAUGA